CAUGGAUCACUGCCUUGCCGUGGUGAAGGGGCUUGAAUAACUCAGAGAAGCUAUGAGCUAUGCCGUGCAGGGCCACCCAAGAUGGACAGGUCAUAGUGGAGAGUUUUGACCAAACGUGAUCCACCUGGAGCAGGAACCGGCAAGCCACUCCAGUAUCCCUGCCAAGAAAACUCCAUGGACAAAGGCAACAGGCAUAUAAAAGUUAUGACGCUGGAAGAUGAGCCCCUCAGGUCAGAAGGCGUCCAACAUGCUACUGAGGAAGAGCGGAGGACAAGUACAAGUAGAUCCAGAGCUGAUGAAGCGGCCGGGCCAAAGCCGAAAGGACGCUCAGUUGCGGAUAUGCCUGGAAGCGAAAGGAAAGUCCAAUGCUGUAAAGAAAAAUAUUGCAUAGGAACCUGGAAGAUUCGCCAGUGGGCCAUCCUGAAAGCCAGGAGCCUGGGGAAGGUGGACAGGGACGACUAUUACAACAUCCAGGAAGUGUUGACGUGCUUGUUCAGAGUCAUAGAGCUGGACCACUUUGAAAACUCUGAUACUUAUAACCUUGCAAUAGUCGAGAAGGGGAAUCUUAUCUUGUUGCCUCGCCAUCUGUAUGAUACCACCAGUUACAAAAACUACUGGCUAGGUAUCUGUAUGUUGUUGAUGGUGCUGGAAGAACAAGCCAUGGAUUUGUUGUUGUUUGGCCCAGACAAGCAGAUUGACUUCAUGCCGUGCAUAAUGAAGGCCAUGAAGAAACCAACGGAGGGCUCCCUGCCUGAGAUGACAGAGUUGGUCUUGGAGGCAGUGUUGGGGACUCCCAGACUACUGGUUCUGGGAGACUUCAACAUCCAUGUUGAGACAGCUGGCUCUGGGGCGUCUCAGGACUUCAUGGCUGCCAUGACAACCAUGGGGCUGUUCCAACAUGUCACCGGCCCAACACACAAGGCAGGCCACACUCUGGACCUUGUUUUCUGGACUGGACAGGAAGAGGGUGAAGGUGGGGGACAUUGA
This is a messenger RNA of Podarcis raffonei (Aeolian wall lizard), 987 nucleotides long. RefSeq lists its product as uncharacterized. Lineage: Eukaryota; Metazoa; Chordata; Lepidosauria; Squamata; Lacertidae. The record is from RefSeq and is a predicted model, not a curated record. The coding region runs from base 175 to 987 and encodes 270 amino acids. The transcript is spliced from 4 exons.